Molecule: messenger RNA, 1541 nt
Organism: Pongo pygmaeus (Bornean orangutan)
Lineage: Eukaryota; Metazoa; Chordata; Mammalia; Primates; Hominidae
Gene: BDH1
Product: 3-hydroxybutyrate dehydrogenase 1
Exons: 7
Coding region: 113-1231 (372 amino acids)
Biological process (GO): steroid metabolic process
Cellular component (GO): intracellular membrane-bounded organelle
Molecular function (GO): 3-hydroxybutyrate dehydrogenase activity
Source: RefSeq, a predicted model, not a curated record
GCAUUGAAAGAAUAUACAGAAAGCCUGGAAAAGGUUUCCAGGGGUGUCAAUACGCCCUGUCAACUGAGAAUUAAGAGGAUCUGGCUGGUCACUUGCCUGGAGAGGAUCCUGCAUGCUGAUAGUGCUGAGGGAACCCUGUAGCACCUGCCAGCUAAGAGCCCCCAGGAGGAACUGGGCCAUUCUAACACCCGUUGCUACCAUGCUGGCCACCCGCCUCUCCAGACCCCUGUCACGGCUCCCGGGAAAAACCCUAAGUGCCUGUGAUAGAGAAAAUGGAGCAAGACGCCCACUAUUGCUUGGUUCUACUUACUUUAUCUCGAUUGGCCGUCGGACUUACGCUGGUGCGGUGGAGCCGGUUGGCAGCAAAGCUGUCCUGGUCACAGGCUGUGACUCUGGAUUUGGGUUCUCAUUGGCCAAGCAUCUGCAUUCAAAAGGCUUCCUUGUGUUUGCUGGCUGCUUGAUGAAGGACAAAGGCCAUGAUGGGGUCAAGGAGCUGGACAGCCUAAACAGUGACCGACUGAGAACCGUCCAGCUCAAUGUCUGCAGCAGCGAAGAGGUGGAGAAAGUGGUGGAGAUAGUCCGCUCGAGCCUGAAGGACCCUGAGAAAGGGAUGUGGGGCCUCGUUAACAAUGCCGGCAUCUCAACGUUCGGGGAGGUGGAGUUCACCAGCCUGGAGACCUACAAGCAGGUGGCAGAAGUGAACCUUUGGGGCACAGUGCGGAUGACAAAAUCCUUUCUCCCCCUCAUCCGAAGGGCCAAAGGCCGCGUCGUCAAUAUCAGCAGCAUGCUGGGCCGCAUGGCCAACCCGGCCCGCUCCCCGUACUGCAUCACCAAGUUCGGGGUGGAGGCUUUCUCGGACUGCCUGCGCUAUGAGAUGUACCCCCUGGGCGUGAAGGUCAGUGUGGUGGAGCCCGGCAACUUCAUCGCUGCCACCAGCCUUUACAGCCCCGAGAGCAUUCAGGCCAUCGCCAAGAAGAUGUGGGACGAGCUGCCUGAGGUCGUGCGCAAGGACUACGGCAAGAAGUACUUUGAUGAAAAGAUUGCUAAGAUGGAGACCUACUGCAGCAGUGGCUCCACAGACACGUCCCCUGUCAUCGAUGCUGUCACACACGCCCUGACCGCCACCACCCCCUACACCCGCUACCACCCCAUGGACUACUACUGGUGGCUGCGAAUGCAGAUCAUGACCCACUUGCCUGGAGCCAUCUCCGACAUGAUCUACAUCCGCUGAAAAGUCUCGCUGUGGCCUCUGUCAGGGAUCCCCGGUGGAAGGGGAGGGGAGGGAGGAGCCCAUAUAGUCAACUCUUGAUUAUCCACGUGUGGAUUAUCCACCACCCCAGGAAGACCCAUAACUGGUUUUAACACUAACUAGAGGGAAUGACUUCUUUGCAUAGUGAGUGACGUGGGCCUUCACAAACAGGGUGUGGGUGGCAGGCAGGGGCCUCUAAAUCUCAGGGCAAACAUGGUGAAUCUAUCUCUCUGGAGAUAAUUUCAUACAGAGAUUUUAAGAAAACAUCUUUAUAUUAAAAACAGAUUUAUUG